AUGGUUAGCACAUCACUCUUCGCCGUCCUUUUCGCCCUGCUUCUUGCCUAUCUUCUAGAUGCGUGCUUUUGCCAUCGCCGACAUUCGCAAGAGCCCCCUUACGUUAGACCAAGAAUCCCUUUGGUUGGUCAUGCCUUAGGGCUUGCACUGCACGGUAGUAGAUACUAUGACAUCGUUAGAAUCAGCCCGGGCCAGCCAGAGAUUUUCACGCUGCCUAUCUUCUCGUUCCGGAUCUAUGUUCUCAACUCGCGCCAUCUGUUUCCUGUCAUUAUCCGUAAUGCGCGGACCUUAUCCUUUCGUCCCUUUGCCCAGCUGGCUUCUAGAGUGUGGUGCAGCGUAUCCGAGCCUUUUAUGCAAAUGCACGAAGAAGGCCAUCGUUGGAUCGAGGAUUUAUUCCGCGACACGCGAAAUGCCCUAGCCGUUGGAAGUCAUUUAGACUACCAAAACCUCAUGGCCGGGGAGAGUCUAAAGAAUUUCAUAGACCAGCUAGACGAAGAUGUUGGAAUAGAAGGAAAGAAACGUUUCAACAUAUACAAAUGGAUACAUCACACCAUCACCGUGGCAGCUUCGGAUGGCGUGUAUGGGAAGAACAAUCCUUUUCGAGACCCUGCAGUGGAGAAUGACUACUGGUACGUGAUCUGGGCUCAAGGUAUCAAGAAGCAAACAGCCAAGCUGCCGAGUGCGUUUCUGCGUAAGGAGCUAGCCGCGCGCGAAAGACUUUUCAAGGCAUUCGAAAAGUACUGGACCUCUGACUGGUCCGAUGCAGCGGAGAUUACGAAAUCAAGAAAGCGCCUCUAUGACCGUGACGAGGUUGCGUUGAGAGAUCAGGCAGCGCAUCAAGCUAGCUUCAACCUCGCGCUUCUAGGAAACACGAUUCCCACAAGUUUUUGGGCAUUAUACGACAUUUUCACGCGACCUGAGCUUCUGAAAGCUAUUCGCGCCGAAAUUGAGACAAAUGCGUUGAUAAAAAGGGCCGUCAAUGGCUGUUCUACAUUUGAACUUGACGUGGCAGCUUUGCGAAACAAAUGUCCCUUGCUGUUAUCGUCGUUCCAAGAGUCACAGCGGACGAAGUCAAUCCAUGCCAUGAUUCGUGAAGUCAUUUCCGACACCCUCAUCGAGUCGUCAACAACUAAAAUGAAGUAUUUCCUUGCUCAAGGACAGUACGUUCAAAUGCCCUCUGGUCCAAUUCAUAAGGAUGUGAAUAUAUGGGGCCCAAACGCCGCUGAUUUUGAUCCCUAUCGCUUUACAAAGGGUACUUCUGUGCUGCCGAAAAGUGAACUGCCAAAUAGCUAUGCAUUUCUGCCAUGGGGGAGUCCGCCACAUCUCUGCCCUGCCAGACAGUUCGCAAGCACAGAAGUGUUGCUAUUCAUCGCGCUUAUGGCCUUACGCUUUGAAUUCUUACAGGCUGGAGGAGGCGCAUGGAAGACCCUUGGUGUGAAGACUGGCGAACUAGUUACAAUUCUACCGCCUACGGAUGAAGUCCUCCUCGACAUUGGCAAGAGAGAAGGUUUCCAGGGCUUCUGGAUCGUCAAAAUGGGUGAAUCUAGUCAAAAAGUACCAUUAGCAUCUGGGUAA
Messenger RNA from Verruconis gallopava, 1575 nucleotides. RefSeq lists its product as uncharacterized. Gene Ontology annotation, molecular function: heme binding; iron ion binding; monooxygenase activity. The transcript is spliced from 3 exons. Lineage: Eukaryota; Fungi; Ascomycota; Dothideomycetes; Venturiales; Sympoventuriaceae. The record is from RefSeq and is a predicted model, not a curated record. Bases 1 to 1575 code for a protein of 524 amino acids.